Messenger RNA from Eremomyces bilateralis CBS 781.70, 3620 nucleotides. Its product is annotated as putative C-1-tetrahydrofolate synthase mitochondrial precursor. Gene Ontology annotation, biological process: tetrahydrofolate interconversion. Gene Ontology annotation, molecular function: methylenetetrahydrofolate dehydrogenase (NADP+) activity; methenyltetrahydrofolate cyclohydrolase activity; formate-tetrahydrofolate ligase activity. NCBI's taxonomy places the organism in Eukaryota, Fungi, Ascomycota, Dothideomycetes, Eremomycetales, Eremomycetaceae. Gene Ontology annotation, cellular component: cytosol. The transcript has 3 exons. The coding region runs from base 423 to 3245 and encodes 940 amino acids. The record is from RefSeq and is a predicted model, not a curated record.
CACGAAAAUUUACCAGAGCUAGACGGACCAGACGAGACCAGCCCGCUAACUGUACCACGAUCCAGUGUCCACUGUUGACUCACUGCGAUGUGCGAAAUGUACAAAAUGCAAAAGGGCUGAGAAACAAUGGCUCUUGGAAUUCAAUUGCUCACAAUCGGGGCGCUAUCGCCUGCACUUCCAUUUCCCGGUCUGUUGACACGAUGCUAGCGAUCUGCAGAGCGAAAGCGGUAUCUCGUUCCUAUUCACUGCGGGGAAAACCGCCGAAAGCUCUCUUGCGUGGUGCAGGGUUGCAUGUGCUUGCAAAAGCUACUAUCGUUCCAUCUGUUCGAACCCCUCCGCUUACCGGCUGUCCCUCUCGUCCCGUCAACCUCCCCUCAAUUGCUUCACCAUCAGUGAGAUCAUUGUGGUCGGCGUCUGAGAAAAUGGCAGCUACUAAGAUUGACGGCACCGCUAUUGCGAAGGGAAUCCGAGAAGGCUUGGGUGCUGAAAUCCGAAGGAAGCAGGAUGAAAACCCGAGAUAUAAUCCUUCGUUGGUGAUUGUCCAGGUCGGUGACCGUGCGGACUCAAGCACCUAUGUUCGCAUGAAAUUGAAAGCUGCAGAGGAGGCGAAUAUUGUUUGUAGCUUGGAGAAGUAUCCCGAGACCAUCUCAGAGGCAGAGCUGCUUCAGCAAAUCACGAAGUUCAACAACGAAACCACUGUCCACGGCAUUCUCGUCCAGUUGCCCUUACCGAAACACAUCUCUGAGCAUACGGUCACCUCCUACGUCGCUGACGAGAAAGAUGUCGACGGUUUUGGAGUUGCGAACGUGGGAGAAUUGGCGAAGCGGGGCGGAACGCCUCUGUUCACGCCGUGCACGCCGAAAGGUGUCAUGGUGCUCCUAAAGGAAGCCGGUGUGGAACUGGCAGGCAAGGAUGCGGUCGUCCUAGGGCGCAGCGAUAUCGUCGGCAGCCCCGUGAGCUACCUCCUCAAAUCCGCCGAUGCGACCGUGACUGUAUGCCAUUCUCAAACCCAGAACCUACCGGAGAUCAUCAAGCGAGCCGAUAUCCUGGUUGCCGCCAUCGGGAAACCGGGUUUUGUUCAGGGUGAAUGGCUGAAGCCGGGCGCCGUAGUCAUUGACGUUGGCACGAAUUACAUUCCCGACUCGACCAAGAAGUCCGGCCAGCGACUUGUCGGAGACGUUGACUUUGAGAGCGCUUCACAAGUGGUUUCGGCUAUCACGCCCGUCCCUGGUGGUGUGGGACCAAUGACUGUGGCCAUGCUCCUUCAGAACGUUGUCGAUGCAGCCGAUGCAUACUUCGAAAGACAGCAUCAGAGGCACAUUACCCCCUUGCCACUCAAGUUGGAACGCCCCAUUCCAUCGGAUAUUGCGAUAUCGCGGUCCCAAAUACCUAAACUCAUCGGUCUAGUGGCAAAGGAAGUAGGGAUCGCACCUCAUGAACUCGAGCCAUAUGGCGCUUUCAAGGCCAAAGUUGACCUCAAUAUUCUCAAAAGACUGGAGCAUAGAAGAAACGGUAGAUAUAUCGUCGUAACUGGAAUCACCCCAACCCCGCUUGGCGAGGGAAAGUCCACGACCACUAUGGGUCUCAGUCAAGCCAUCGCCGGCCACCUCGACCGAAUUUGCUUUGCAAAUGUUCGACAGCCGAGUCAAGGUCCAACCUUCGGAAUCAAAGGUGGUGCCGCUGGCGGAGGAUACAGUCAAGUCAUCCCGAUGGACGAGUUCAAUCUGCAUCUAACCGGAGAUAUCCAUGCCAUCACGGCUGCCAACAACCUCCUUGCAGCAGCGAUCGAAACAAGGAUGUUCCAUGAGAACUCGCAGAAAGAUGCUGCCCUAUACCGUCGAUUGGUCCCUACCAAGGGUGGGAAACGGCAAUUUGUGCCUAUCAUGUUCCGGAGGCUCAAGAAGCUUGGGAUUGACAAGACGAACCCGGAUGAGCUCACAGAAGAAGAGAUUAGGAAGUUUGCUCGCCUUGACAUUGACCCUGAUACCAUCACUUGGCGACGAGUGCUCGACGUCAACGACCGCCACCUUCGAGGGAUCACGGUCGGUCAAGCAGGCACUGAGAAGGGCCAAACACGCGUGACCGGAUUUGACAUCUCGGUCGCCAGCGAGUGCAUGGCCGUGCUGGCUCUUAGCAACUCGCUCGCGGAUAUGCGGGAACGUCUAGGCAAAAUGGUUGUUGCCAGCUCAAGAAGCGGUGAUCCCGUCACUUGCGAUGAUCUCGGCGCAGGGGGAGCGCUCACCGCGCUCAUGAAGGAUGCCAUCAAGCCAAAUCUCAUGCAGACGCUCGAAGGCACGCCCGUCUUCGUGCAUGCCGGUCCCUUCGCCAAUAUUUCGAUCGGUGCCUCGUCCAUCCUUGCCGACAAACUGGCCCUGAAACUUGCCGGUACCGAACCCGGUGAAGAUCACAACAAGAAGACCGGCGUGGUCAUCACCGAGGCCGGAUUCGACUUCACCAUGGGUGGCGAGCGUUUCUUCAACAUCAAAUGCCGUUCCUCUGGUCUUGUCCCUGACACAGUUGUUGUGGUCGCCACCGUUCGUGCCCUCAAAGUUCAUGGUGGCGGUCCGGAUAUCACCCCGGGCGCUCAACUACAAGAGGUGUACCGCACCGAAAACAUCGACCUGCUUCGUAAAGGAUGCGUCAACCUCAAUAAACACAUCGCCAACGCUAAAUCCUUCGGCGUCCCAGUUGUUGUUGCCAUCAACCGCUUCCACACCGACACGGACGCUGAAAUUGCCGUUGUGCGCGAAGAAGCUCUCGCUGCUGGUGCAGACGAUGCCAUCCCCGCGACGCAUUUCGCAGACGGCGGAGCGGGCGCUGUGGACCUUGCUCAUGGUAUCCUGAAAGCUGCCGAGAAGCCGAAGCCUGACUUCAAACUCCUAUACGACUUGGAAGGCACCGUCCAAGAGCGCAUCGACAAGAUUGCGAAGUCAUUCUACGGCGCCUCGGCAGUAGAGUUUUCCGAACUCGCACAGAAGAAGGUCGAUAUGUAUCAGAAGCAAGGUUUCGGGAACCUGCCCAUUUGCGUGGCGAAGACGCAGUAUUCGCUCAGCCAUGACCCAGCUUUAAAAGGUGCACCGGAAGGGUUUACAGUGCCGAUUCGAGAUGUGCGGAUGGCAGCGGGUGCCGGAUAUCUGUAUGCUCUUGCUGCAGACAUUCAAACCAUCCCCGGCUUGCCAACUGCCCCAGGCUAUUUGAACGUCGACGUCGAUCCCGAGACUGGUGAGAUUGAUGGGCUCUUCUAGUCAAGCUAAAGGCGAUUUCACGCACCAGUGGGUUGCAGCGUGGAGCCACGCAGCACACCAAUUUAUUCAACAUCACCGCAUAGCGAGGCGCAGGGAAUCCUUGGUUCCUUUAACCAUCCACGGAUGACAUGUCCAUUCAUUUUAUUUUAGGAAAUGAAGGCAAGUGCCACCACUGCAAUUGCCGAAAUAGUUGCUUUUGCCAUGCUUUUCGUGUACGCUCGCACUAAAUGAAAGAAAGAACCUAUCCCAUGCUUUUCAUGUACUUUUGCACCAAAGGGAGAUAUACCUCUCCUAUGUCGUUAUAUUGUACAUCAGGAUGCCCGCAUUGCAGGUGUUUAUGUGAAAACAGUGUCAGCUAACCCUCUAUGUAAGACC